This is a messenger RNA of Poeciliopsis prolifica (blackstripe livebearer), 2328 nucleotides long. RefSeq names its product zinc finger protein 660-like. The transcript has 11 exons. The record is from RefSeq and is a predicted model, not a curated record. Bases 155 to 2023 code for a protein of 622 amino acids. Gene Ontology annotation, cellular component: nucleus. NCBI's taxonomy places the organism in Eukaryota, Metazoa, Chordata, Actinopteri, Cyprinodontiformes, Poeciliidae.
AAAAAAGCAAGCAGCGCAGACCAGUUUGAUGAACCUGGCAGCUGCUGCCUGCGUCUGACACACGCUCCACGCUGGCUCCACGCUGACUCCGAGCCCCGGCUGGUAUCGCGGGUUUUCCCAUGACGUCCUCCGUGUCUGGCUCCCACGGCGCAGGAUGUUCGAGGACCCUGAACUUCAAGAUCCAGUGUCGGUUGGUCUGAACGAAAACCGUUGUGGGCAGACGGCUGGGCAGCAGCAGGAGAGAAAAGCGGCAGGAAGCCCCGGCUACACGCCAGAGAUCCAAGUCAUCAUCAAAGAGGAAGAAGAGAGCUGGACUUAUUCCUCGGACCCAAAGAUGGCCUCUGCAAACCUGGACGGCCGAACGCUCCACUUAACAGUCAGGCUUCAGACCGGACCGAAGGAGGAGGAGCAGGAGCCAGCGGAAGGAAUCAGAGGUUUGAUCAACUCGGAUGGAGAGGAGGUGACAUGGGAUGGAAGAAACGUUUCUGACCAAGAGUCUGAUUGCACAGAGGUUUCCCAGUCUGAGAAGGAAGUCAUCCUGGUGGAUUUUCAAAACUCAAGGGACUGCAGCAGUCCAACUCUCGUCAUGGCAGUUGUUGGAGAUGAAGAAGAAAUCGAGGAAGUGGAACAGGAAGAGAGAGUCGUGAGGACGACGAAGAUCUCAACUUCACAUCCUGCAAGAAUGCGACGGAGACGGGCGAAAAAGGUCAGAGAGCGACCUCUGGCAAACCCAGACCAAGGAGAGCCUGUUCUUUUAAACCCCGCGAGGAGAAGAGUCCGAAGACAUGUUUCUCAGCCUCCACUGCUGUGUGAGGGAGACUCAGAGAUACAUGAAGGAGUAUCAAGACGUAGCCGAAGAAGGAGAAAUAUCUGCACCUAUACCGAACCACAAGAAAUAAACUUUGACACUACCCUCUGUGUGACUGCAAAGCAACACUUACAGAAAAAAGAUGCCAAACUCUCUGCUGAAGGAGAAAAUGAAAAUAUUUCUACUGGGAAGAGGCGUCCUCAGAGGAAGGCGUCGCGCGUGCCGAUAGAAAUCCCCCCGGAGCUCCUGAAACAGCCCAGGGAGAAAAUCGAGUAUCGAUGUUCAGUUUGCUGCAAACAGUUUCUCCACGCAUACAAACUGGAGCGGCACGAGCUGAUCCACACGGGGGAAAAACCAUACUGCUGCUCCAUCUGUGGGCGGGGCUUCAACCAGAAGGGGAAUCUGAAAACACACUACAAAGUCCACCUUGGUCGAAAAGACGCUGUGGACUCCGAGGACGAGGUGAAUCCCUCCGCGUCCGAACUCUCAGAAUAUCUGAAGUCCCUGCCAGGAGAAUCAAAGAUUCGUUCGUCCCUCCACUGCCUGGAAUGCGGGAAGGACUGCGAAAGCCAGUCGGCUUUGCAGGCACACCACGUCACGACGCACAGCGAGGUCGUGGCCGAGUCGGAGUCGGCCGAGCGCGGCGCGUCACGGUUCCUCUUCUGCCGCCGCUGCUGCGUUCAGUUCGACGACAAAGACCAACUGGAGACGCACAUGAAGAGCCACGUCAAGGAGAAGCGCUACUCGUGCCCGGACUGCGGCAAGAUGUUCAUCAACGAGAGCUACAUCCAGAUUCACCAGCGCAUCCACACAGGCGAGCGGCCCUUCCUCUGCUCGCUCUGCGGCCGGGGUUUCCACACGGCGUCUUCCCUUAAGCUCCACGAGAUGCAGCACUCCCAGGAGAGACCGUUUACCUGCUCCAUCUGUGGGAAAACGUUUCAGAUUAACUCCUACCUGAAAGCACACUACCAGACCCACAUCAAAGACAGGCCGUUCGUCUGCAGCAUCUGCGGGAAAGGCUACUCCCGAGCUGGGGAGCUGAAAGUCCACCACAGGCUCCACACCGGGGAAAGACCCUACAAGUGCGGGGAGUGUGAGAAAAGUUUCACUUACCGCCAGGGACUUCGGCAGCACCAGCGGACGCACGGCGGCAGGCGAAUGGGACCAACCAGGCAGCUUGGCAGACCCAAGCAGCAGAGCAAGUUGGAAAUCUGACAAUACUUCAGUUCACGCAUUCCUAUUAGUGGUGUCACAGUAAACUGCUCUUUACUCUUCUAUCUUCCGUUCCUUUGGAGGUGGUUUCUGAGCUGGGGAACAGUUUGGAGGCUUACUGUGUUUUCUAUGUCGUGUGUAAGUUCUGUGCCUACGUCUGAAUGCUUCCUCUUUGCUGGUAGCUCUUCUGUUCUAUUUUAGUGCCUUUUGUAAACUGCAUGCCAAAUAACAAACAUGUUUUUUUUUUUUUUUAAAUGCACUACAUCGAUGUUAUUUCAAACUCCUCGUUGUUGAAAUACAAACUUUUG